Etheostoma spectabile (orangethroat darter) is the source of this 1430-nucleotide messenger RNA. Its product is annotated as angiopoietin-related protein 4. The transcript has 7 exons. The coding region runs from base 64 to 1392 and encodes 442 amino acids. The record is from RefSeq and is a predicted model, not a curated record. NCBI's taxonomy places the organism in Eukaryota, Metazoa, Chordata, Actinopteri, Perciformes, Percidae. Gene Ontology annotation, molecular function: extracellular matrix structural constituent; protein-macromolecule adaptor activity. Gene Ontology annotation, biological process: platelet aggregation; fibrinolysis; blood coagulation. Gene Ontology annotation, cellular component: fibrinogen complex.
GCACAGAACAGAGAAAGAGAGAGAGACACACAUCAGAACCAACUUACCUACUGAAAAACAAAAAUGAAGAUGCCACAGCUUCUCAUCCUCCUGAUGACCAUUUUGGUGCACGCAGCAACCGCUUUCCCCACGGAAAGAAGAGCUCUGCUGAGCCAGACCAAACACGCCUCCUGGGACGACAUGAACGUGGUGGCUCACGGCCUCCUGCAGCUGGGCCAGGGUCUGAAGGAGCACGUGGACAAGACCAAAGCCCAGAUGAGAGACAUCAAUGCCAAACUAAAGGCCUUCAACUGCACUGUGGCUGACCUGGAGAGGAGGCAGCAGGAGCAAGAUGAAGCUCUGAAGGCAAGAAGCAAAAAGGAGGAGGAGGAGAGGGAAUGGUUGGCCGAGGAGGUGAAGACACAGAGCGAGGGCAUCCACACCAGGAUAGACAGACUGGAGGAGAAGGUGGAUGAGGUGCUUAAAGAGCCAACAUUGAAAAGCAACAACAGCGAAAACACAAGAGUCUCAUUAAUCCAGAGACUGGUAGCAGCUCAGAACAGACGCAUUGACCAGCUGGUGGAGAAAAUGACGCAGCAGCAAGACAAACUGGAGAAACAGAGUCUGUACCUGCAAACACUACAGAGCAAGGUCGCACACAAGAGAGUAAAAUCACACCGACGGAGAGAUGAGGAGACGGCACUGAUGGGAGAGCCAGCAGAGAUCAUCAAAGACACAUCAGGUUUGGCCAGAGACUGUCACGACCUGUUUGUACGUGGGCAGCGAGCCAGCGGCGUCUACAGGAUCCAACCAGAGAGCUCCCAGCCCUUUAACGUCCUCUGUCAAAUGACUUCAGAAGGUGGAUGGACCGUUAUCCAGAAACGUCACGAUGGAUCCCAGGACUUCAACCAGCUGUGGGAAAGCUACAAGAGAGGUUUCGGCAACCUAAAUGGUGAGUUUUGGUUGGGCUUGGAGAACAUCCACUCUCUCUCCAAACAAGACCAGUACGUCCUGCAGGUGGAGAUCUCUGAUUGGGCAGGAGAGCGACAACAGGAGGCUCGGUAUCAACUACAACUUGACGGAGAAGAGAAGAAGUUCGCUCUUCACCUGGAAUCUUCAUCUGGGGUUCAGGAGAAAAUAAUGACAACCGGAGAAUCGGGUCUUCCUUUUUCUACAGCCGACAGAGACAACGACCUAGCUGCAGAUGUCAACUGUGCUGAACUGCUCUCAGGUGGUUGGUGGUUCAGUAGCUGUGGGGAAUCAAACCUUAAUGGUAAAUAUCCCAGAAGGCCGAGCUUGCUCAGGGGACAGCAAUCCAGAAGACAAGGGAUGUUUUGGACGUCCACAAACGGAAAAAACAACUCUGUAAAGACCACUCUUCUGAAAAUCGCACCCUCCACAAUAAAGCAAUAAGCAGAUCAGUCUGUCUCAAACAGCAGAGGACCAAAGAA